AUGGCGACCCGCUGCCAGUUUGAGAACAACAACGACAUCGGCGUCUUCGCCAAGCUCACCAACGCCUACUGCCUCGCGGCGCUUGGCGGCGCCGAGAACUUUUACAGCGUCUUUGAGGCCGAGCUCGCAGAUCACAUCCCGGUCAUCAAGACGUCCGUCGCCGGCACGCGCCUCGUCGGCCGCAUGACCAUCGGCAACCGCAACGGCCUGCUGCUGCCCAGCUCCACGACCGACCAGGAGCUGCAGCACAUCCGCAACAGCCUGCCCGACGAGGUCGUGGUGCAGCGCGUCGACGAGCGCCUGUCGGCGCUCGGAAACUGCAUAGCCACGAACGACUACGUCGCGCUGAUCCACCCGGAUCUCGACAAGGAGACGGAAGAGAUUGUGGCGGACGUGCUCGGGGUGGAGGUUUUCCGGCAGACCGUGGCGGGCAACGUGUUGGUCGGCAGCUACUGCGGGUUCAGCAACCAGGGGGGCCUGGUGCACCCCAAGACGAGCAUAGAGGACCUGGAUGAGCUGUCCUCACUGCUGCAGGUCCCGCUGGUCGCAGGCACAGUCAACCGGGGCAGUGACGUCAUCGGUGCCGGCCUGGUGGUCAACGACUGGGCGGCAUUCUGCGGAAUGGACACCACCAGCACGGAGAUGAGCGUGAUUGAGUCGGUCUUCAAGCUGCGGGACGCGCAGCCGAGCGCGAUCGUCACGGACAUGCGCGCCAGCCUCAUCGACGCGAUGGUGUGA
This is a messenger RNA of Monoraphidium neglectum, 738 nucleotides long. RefSeq names its product translation initiation factor eIF-6. Bases 1 to 738 code for a protein of 245 amino acids. Gene Ontology annotation, biological process: maturation of LSU-rRNA; assembly of large subunit precursor of preribosome; cytosolic ribosome assembly. NCBI's taxonomy places the organism in Eukaryota, Viridiplantae, Chlorophyta, Chlorophyceae, Sphaeropleales, Selenastraceae. The transcript has 2 exons. The record is from RefSeq and is a predicted model, not a curated record. Gene Ontology annotation, cellular component: preribosome, large subunit precursor; nucleolus; cytosol. Gene Ontology annotation, molecular function: ribosomal large subunit binding.